Molecule: messenger RNA, 6380 nt
Organism: Armigeres subalbatus
Lineage: Eukaryota; Metazoa; Arthropoda; Insecta; Diptera; Culicidae
Exons: 13
Coding region: 999-5366 (1455 amino acids)
Molecular function (GO): guanyl-nucleotide exchange factor activity
Source: RefSeq, a predicted model, not a curated record
GCUCAGUUUGCGAUCGACUACGGGGCGGGCAGGACGAUGAUUUAUGCUAUCGCUCGAACAAGGCGCGGUUCGGGAUCGGUUAGUGGUCACUCAGUUGGAACAACGGAUAUGACUUUUGGUGGCUCAGCACAGGACAAGCGAAUCGCGAAGCGAAAUUGUGGAAAAUAUCAAAUUACCCAAUGAUUGUCCCGACUGGUAGAAUAAAAGUCAAUCGAGCCUCAUCGAACCCGGUCGUGAUAGUGAAAGUAAAUUUAGACGACUGACCGGCCGGCUGGUCAUCGGCCGACCUGUGUGCUGUGUUCGGUGGCAAGGAUAAAGCCCGAAGGGAUAAAUUGGAAAUAAUUUUGGAUGUUGGCCUUGUGGUGUUAAAGUUAAAUUCGGUGAGAGGUUGAACCUGACGUGUGUAAUAUAGUGCUGUUGGAAAUUUAUUGAACUGUGAAGCUUUCAACGGAGGAAUUCCCGAUGAUUACUAUCACUGGGUGGUCCAAGUCGUGCGAGCAUCGACCUGAAAUUGCACGUUGCAUAUCUUAAUAAUCAACGUUCAUAAUUCAUUUAGUCGCAAUGCUGGAGGUGUGGAAUUAUAAUGAUCGGGGCAGUAAAUUAAUAGCCGAUCGAUAAUUGAGGUAACUGGUAUCACUUGUUUAGCUGAACUGUUGGAGAGUAGUUGGAGACUUGAAUUGUUUGAAUUGAAUGUUCAUUUGAAGGACCUCUGCUGGCACAGUGGGUGGCCACUAGCAAUAGGCGGAGCCCUCGUGCUCCAUCUCGGCGCACUUGAUGAGUCACUGGUCCGCAUCCACGAUUUCUACCUUUGCAUUCGUCCCGAACCGGAAACAAAUACACCCCGUCUCUAUGCAGUUUGGCGCGGCGGAGGAACUCCCUCGAGUGAUCAACACCGUGAGUCAACCACCGACCCACCACCACCAACCCAACCCACCACCUCUGUUAUAUACCGUCAAUUGGAUCCGACCGUAGAUCCAAUUACGCCCCUAGCUGUGGAAAUGCUAGCUGAAGACUUGCCCGCUCUACUGCAAAAUCUACUAGUGGGUAUCGAACGAGCCAUCUGUAGAGUGCCGCUGGAAGAACUAUCCUUCCCCACGCAAGAAUGCACCACCAACGCCGCUAGUGAUGAAGCCGAUGAUCGGCAGAACAACAACGGGACUUCACCCCCGGAUCCGACAGACCGACAGGACAAAUACAUCCUAGCGCCCGGUACUCCCAAGAUCGGACUCAAGCGCCGUGAACUGAUCACCAGAAACAAGUUGAUCAACAACAAGUACGCCCUCAAAAGGAUAACGUCAACGACAACACCGCCUAGCCCAAACCAUAAUAAUGGCGGCAAUCAUAAUAACACCAACGGCAACAGCUUUAUAAAACCCAAGGAAUCUUCGGUUGGAGGAAAAAGUGAAAAUACUUCACGGAUCAACGGUAAUCAGUGUAAUGACGGCCUAGUGACGCCAGUCGUCGACCGAAGAACCGAAAAGGAAGACGACGGCAGUGCUAAGCUCUGCGACACGGGUGGUAUCACAGCUGUCGGGAUCGUGGGCGGUGGAGGAAGCGAUAAUCACCAAUCAACUGCCACUUCCAACGACUCCAACCCCGCUGGUGCAGCGGACAUCAACUCGAUGCCAUUAUUCUGCCUCGGCGGAUCGUUUCCCCAUAUCGACAGCGAUGAAGAAAGCGGUGACGACAUGAGGCGGAGCGAGACAGCACCAGCCCAUCCCCAUGACAUAGUGGCCCCGAGGUCGAUCCAAGAUCUACCGGAGAAGCACUUAACGUCAGGAAUUUCGAUACCAGGAACGUACGACCGGUCAGGUUCCCCGCUGAUCUACAUCGAAGCCGAGAAGGUGCUCGCAUCGGGACUCAACUGUUACGAAAUCGCAACCGUUCUGCUGUAUUACAACACGCUACCAAUCCAAAGCCCCUCACAGUACUGCAUUCACUUAUUGUUAACCGAAAGCUCUCAGCUGGCUUUUCUGGAAACUCUGGACAGCGCACUGCAACUUCUAAGUGGCCAUAUAUCCUUCGGAUCGAUAUACGUUUCCGGGUCGUACGAUCCGGCGGACAACAAGCACCCACCAAAAGAACUCAUCCGGAAUCUGAACGUGCACAUCAAAUACCUUAACAAUGAGACCGUUAAGAACUUCAUCGGCACCGACAAUUUACCGAUCCGAUGUGCGGGCUUCCACGUGCACGAUCAGCGCGAGUGGAUCGAUUUUUUCCGUACCCUGGAACCCCUUCAGAUCCAAUGCGUGGAAACAGGCCGCCGGCUGGUAACCGUGCUGAACGACAUACGAAACCUGGAGGUCCAGGCCACGACACCGACCCGUAGGCAGCUCCACUCGCAGCAUCGCGCCCUAAGCCGCGCGCUGAUGGAUUCGGAACUGCAAGCCCUCCGUCGGAAAGGACCAAAUACCAUACAACGACUCCAAGACAAACUCACCGUUAUCAACAACAAACAAACGCUUAAACAAACCAAAAAUUUAGUUAGGAACAGUAGUCUAGAUAGUACUAGUAAUAGCAAUCGCCUCGUGAGCAGUAGUCUAAACGGAAACUUCACCCUUCACCACAAGCAGCAGCGGACCGUCGUCGGUAUGAACGGUGCCGCCGAGCAGGAUCUGAUCAACGCUCGCCUCGGAGAAGUGAUCACCAUCUUCCAGGAGGUGGAUCGAGCCGCCCGAAAGCUCGAACAGCUUACCGAACAGAGGAGAGAAAGACUAAGGGAGAUGACCCGGCAGCGUGCCCUGGACGAUGAGAUCAAUGAGGUAAUAUCAUGGAUCCGGAACGAUGGAAGUAAAACUCUACAGAACUUCAACGAAUCGUCUAGCUUAGAAACUGCCGAUCGCGCCAAAGUAGCUGGUCAAGAGUUUGAAAAAUUCUACUUCAUCUCACUGAAGUGCAUCAGCAAAGGACGGGAUCUGUACGAUGCUUCUGCCGAGUUAGAGAUUCUCAAGGAUACGCUGAAGAUAUUGAAGGACAUUGUUGACCAGUACAAGGAACGUUUAGAGAAUACCAGGGAACGGAUUGAAGGAGCCGUUCGACUGCACGACUUCAUAGAAUCUCUUCGCUUGAAGCCCCACGAUGAGGCUGUUCAAAUCGAAAUGAUCGAGCUAGCCGAGAAGGUUGAAAUCCCCGCUUUAAUUGAACACUGCAGAAACCUCCUGCAAACAUCAGCCAGUAACAAUAGUAACAGAGAUACCAACACUACCAGUACCAGUGAUAACAUCAGUUUAGAUAUAAGCUUGUCCGAUGACACGAUCACAGCCACCAGCACUCCGGAGAAGAGGAAAUACGGUCAAUCACUGGCACCACCAUCCCUGAUCGAGCCGAACGGGAACCACUGCAGCCACCACAAUCACGGCCGACACCACCACGAUGAAGACGAAGAGGAGCAAUCGAAAAUGGCCGAUUCCGGUCUGGGAGGUUGCGAUCGCUGCGAGGGUAACGAAAAACUCGAACGAACCUGUUCCUGCCAAAGCCUCAACGAUCCGAAGAACGGAUGUAACAAUGGUGAUGACCUAGAUGAGGACUGCUUUGAAGCCAAUUCAAAGCCUUCCCUAGAUCUACAGAUACCGCUGCAGGCAAACGCUCAUCUCUACUGUCACGCGUCGAAUUUGCAGCUAGAUUACGAAGAGAACAACAUAUUUGACCAAAAGACGCAGAAAACGCUUCUAUUGAUCAUGCGCGAGAUGAUUGGAACAGAACGCGACUACGUGCGAUCGCUGCAGUACGUAAUCGAGAACUACACUCAAGAACUUCUGCGCGAUGAUAUUCCACAAGCGCUGCGCGGCCAGCGGAACGUCAUCUUUGGCAACAUCGAGCGAAUAUGCGAAUUUCAUCAGCAGCAUUUCCUCAACGAGUUGGAAAGUUGCGAACACCACCCACUCAAGGUGGGAAGCGCUUUCCUGCGGCACGAGUCCAAAUUUUACCUGUACGCGUUGUACAACAAGAACAAACCAAAAAGUGAUUCUCUGAUGAGCGAAAAUGGAACGCAGUUCUUCAAAGCGAAGCAGUUGGAGCUGAACGAUAAGAUGGAUUUGGCAUCGUAUUUGCUGAAGCCGGUGCAACGGAUGGGAAAGUACGCGCUGCUAUUGCAACAGCUGAUGAAGGCCUGUUCCUCAGCGCAGGAAACAACUAAUCCAGAGAUUCUGGAAGACAUGGAAGAGCUGCAGAAAGCCGAAGAGAUGGUACGUUUCCAGUUGCGACACGGUAACGAUUUGCUGGCGAUGGAUUCGCUACGAGAUUGCGAUGUGAACGUGAAGGAGCAAGGUCGAUUGCUGCGACAGAAUGAGUUCCUUGUUUGGGAAGGAAAGGCCGGCAAGAAAUCUCUGCGACAAGUGUUCCUGUUUGAGGAGUUGGUCCUGUUCAGUAAAGCUAGACGGUUUCCGGAUAGGAAGAAUUUGGAUAUCUACAUCUACAAGAAUAGCAUCAAGACGUCGGAUAUUGGUUUGACGGCACACGUUGGAGACUCGCCGUAUAAAUUUGAAAUUUGGUUCCGCAAACGCAAACCCGGCGAUACCUGGACGCUACAGACGAUGAGCGAAGACAUAAAGAACGCUUGGACAGAAGAAGUAUCCAAACUGUUAUGGAAACAGGCCAAACGGAAUCGGGAAAUACGUCUGGCCGAAAUGUCGUCGAUGGGUAUCGGUAGCAAGCCCUGUCUAGAUAUUCGCCCCAGUCAGGAUCAGAUUAAUGACCGAUCAAUCAGUAUUUCGAUGUUCGGUAAAACUCCAAAACUACGAAAUUCCUUCAUCGGCACGCUACCGGAAUCGAAAAGUUCGAAACGCCCACAGUCGAUCAUUUCGGUUAGCAGUUCAUCGUCUGGAAGCUCGGUUGUCAGUACCGGAACCGGAUCAACGGCCAGUGGCUGUGAAACGAACGCCGUAAUCAAAAGCAACGGGAGUGCGGUCGGGAGUAGCUCGGCCGUAUCGUCCGGAUGCAGCACCAGUAGCACUAGUAGCAGUAGCACCACCGCGAGUAUUACAACCUGCAAACGCCUCACCCUCAGCAUUACCGACCCAAAUGCUCCAGCGCCUCUGAAGGCCAACUUCAAGAAACAUCAACGAUCGACCACGCUAGUGAGCCAAUGUUCAAUGGAAAGUGGCAUCAUAGCCGAUAUUUCUUUGAGUCCGGACGAGGCCCUGGAGAACCCACUUUGGCCCCAACAAAAACAUCACACUCUUUUGAAAAAAUCUCACAGCGUCGCAUCCACCAGUCAGGAACAUAACAAAAUCCCAGAAGAUAUACCAAAACCAAAAGAACUACCAUGCAGUGCCAGCAGCAGUAACAAUGCAUCAUCCAACGCUACCGGAUCCACCAAAAACCACUCCAGUUCCAUCAACUCAGACACCAUAACCGUCCAUCUUUGAAAGUUGUAGAAGUUCGUUCUAAGCUCCUCUAUGCCAUGUGUGGUCUUUUUGUACAAAAUAAUUUGUCUAAUCUUUUACUGCUCGUGUAAGCUCCUUGUUCUACCUUUGCAAGUGGAAGGUGUUUUAACCUCUAAUCGAUAGUAAGAAUUAUCAAUAUAUGAAUUUAUGCACAUGGUACUUUAUCGAUUAAUUUGAUACGAAUGUGUGUACCUUUGGAAUAAUAGCAAAAUUAGAAGGGACAUGACCGUCUCAUUGAAGAUAAUCGAAAGCAGACAAAACAUACAUAAUUGGAUAAUCAAUUGUUUGAUUAGAAAAGGCAAAUUAACAAAACUGGCUUGAAAAUCAUAUUAUUUAUGAGACAUCAUCACAUUAUUAUAAAAAAAACGCAAACUACCUAAAACCUAAAUGUUAAACUAUGUACAUGCAUAUAUUAGAACAAUAUGUCCAGACGUGUUUAAAUAUUAAAAUAUGACAGAGGAAUUUUGAAAAGACAAAAAAAAGUCUAAAUAUUAAUAGGUCUUACUUAUGUUAGUGUCGCGAAAAGCCAUUACUAUUAUUUCGAUAAAUGAAAGCCCUACCGCAAAAAAAUACAUAUAAGGUUGGAAUGUAGUUACUUGAGUGAAAUAAAAGCUUUAUUCUAAAACCUGCUGCAUUGAUACAUUUGACACUGGUUAACCAGAGUUCUUUCGAAGUCAAUCGCGUGAGAGUAUUCCUUGAAGAAAUGUAUUAUUUACAUUAAAUCAGAUUAUUUUUUGGAUAAAUUGUCUUAUUUAAGUAAUAAUUUAUUAAGAUUAUAUAAUAUACAUAUUAGUCAUAAACAGUCUUCACGAAAAAAUAGCAUACGAAUCUCCAGAUUGAAAUUACCGAAAAAUACUAACAUUUUUCGUUCUAUCACCUUUUAGUCAUGUUUCGAUUUGUUUUGUUUUUUUUUGUAUUAUAUUUUCAAAAUGUAUGUAUAUUUAAACUGUACCUUAGAUUUAACCAUAUAAAAACUAUUAAAUAUUUUAUUUACUA